GUCUGAAAGAAUUAUUGAGGAUCCCUUCAGUGGUGUUUGUGUAACUGUCUGCAGAGGGCGGAUCCAACCUGUCAAAUUCACACACACUCAGGCAGUAUGUGAGAAUCUACAUCUCCGCUUGAUCCGAAGAGGGAAUCCCUCUGGGCAGUGGCCCUGGGACGGCCAGAAAAGAUCUCCCUGGUGCUAGUCUGGGACCUGUUGGACUCUCCCCAGCUCUCCAGCUCAGAGGCCUUCAUCAGUCCUCUUGUUUACUGUGGGCCCCAUGGGACCCAGAUUGUUCCAGAAGCCCUGCUUGCUGGUGUUCAAGCACUGUUCAGGGAACGCAACCCAGGCCCAGGCUUGCACCAGUAACACUGACCUCCUCAGCAGCAAGACCUGGGAUCCCGUCUGGGUCAGGGAAGGGAUGAGGGCAGAGACCACCAGUGAUGAAUGCCGGAUACACCUCUCUCACUUCAGGCUGGAAGAACAUGGAUGACAGCAGCUGCCAGUCCAUUCCUCACCUCCACAUUGGGCAUGGAAAAUGCCCGUUUCGCUCCUUUUGUUUCUGGAGGAAGCAGCCAAUCAGAAUGAAGAAUGGACAGCACUGACCAAUGAAGUCAUUGUUACAAGGCACAGAUAGUGGCCUGGAGACGAAGUAUGUGGAAAUCUUGAGAUUCCAGGCCCCAGGGAGCGGCUCUCCGGUGACCAGAAUCUCUUCCACCCCUCACUGUAACAGGCAAGUAUGGGGUCUGCUGAAGAGAGGUGAUUUGUACCUUACUUCUAGCGGCUGCUGGGCUGGGAGCAGUCUCCUUCUACCGAAAGCACUUCUGCCCCAUUCCUUACAGGAACUCCGACUGGGGGAGGCAGGGACCGUGGUAGUCAUGAGUUUCCCCUCCUAGCCUGUAUCCCACACUGGGUGACAUAGGCUGGGACUGGCAUAUCUGAAGGCACAUACCAGCCAAAGUUCUAAGGACCCAUGAACUCAGAUCAGGAGACUUGCACUCCGUAGCCGCGUGGAAAUCACUGGUGCAGAAACAGAUCCAUAUCGAUGGGGCUGGGAAGCAGUAUCCUCCAUCUCAGAGGCGAUGGUCCACCUCAGUAUUGCCUGGCCCACAAUGGGCACAAGUAGUGGGUUCCGUGAAUGGUCCACCUCAAAGGGACGUGGUGGCUUCUAUGACCCAGACAAGCCAGAAAGCUAGAGCUAAAGCAGUGCCAGUGAUGGGCUGGGGUGCAGAAGAGUCAGUUCACUGAGCUAGCACCAGGCCUUCAGCUUCAGUGAUCCCACCUGGCUGGGUGACGCUGAAAGAGCUGUGUGUUUUCUCCCUUCCAAAAUCCCCUGCGAGCUACAGCUACAGGUGCUGCUGGACCCAAAUAGCAUCAGUGAGAACAACUGGUGCAAGCUGGCAUCCAGGCUGGGCAUGUGCGGGAUGAAAAUCAGAUAACUUGCAAGACUCAUCUCAUGUUAAAGGAGCAGGAUGGGAUGCGGGAGAGAGGAGACUAGCAGGCCCUCGGUGCUCCAGCUUGUUAGGAACCUCUUUGGGCUCAGGCAGAGCGCACAGGAGGGCCCAGAAACCAGAGCAGACGCACAAGAGCGGAGUAAUAUUGGGGACCGAGAAGAAAACAGCUCCCUGGUGCCUGCUGGGGCUGAGUCUGAGACCGGCCAGCCAGCGGGCAAAGAGCUAACUGGCGACCACCCGAUCGAUGAGCCCCGUGGAGAUGCAACAGGCGACCUCAUAGGGGAGAUCCAUGGCGAGCUGAAGGAUAUCAGUCUGGGGGACACCCCUUCCAGCCGUGGCAGGAGAUCCCCUCCUACGCUGGACCACAGUGGCAUGGAGAUGGGAGACUCCGGUGACUGGGCCUUGUCAGACCUCUCCGAGAGCGGGAGCUGCAUUGGCGCCAGCGUGGACGAGGAGGAGAAGCAGAGCAUGGGAAGUGGAGCAACAGGGGAGGCAUGCGGGCAGCGCUCUGGGACAGGAGAUGCGGGAGGAGCAUCUGCUGAGAGAUGGCCCUUGGGGAGCAGGCCCUCGGUGCUCCAGCUUGUUAGGAACCUCUUUGGGCUCAGGCAGAGCGCACAGGAGGGCCCAGAAACCAGAGCAGACGCACAAGAGAGAGGGGACGUCGGGGACCGAGAAGAAGACAGCUCCCUGGUGCCCGCUGGGGCUGAGUCUGAGACCAGCCAGCCAGCGGGCAAAGAGCUAACUGGCGACCACCCGACCGAUGAGCCCCGUGGAGAUGCAACAGGCGACCGCAUGGGGGAGAUCCUUGGAGAACUGAAGAAUAGCAGUCUUGGGGGCACCCCUUCCAGCCGUGGCAGGAGAUCCCCUCCUACGCUGGACCACAGUGGCAUGGAGAUGGGAGAUGCCGGUGGCUUUGUCAACACUGCUGUGGGCAAAGAUAAAACAGCCCAGGAUCCGUGCAACAGAAUCUCUGGCAGGGAAGCAGAGAGGGUGGGAGAAGCUUCUGGUGACACAGGAACAUGGGGAAAGGCUGGGAUCUCACAGGUUCCGCGUGCUGACAACGAAGGAAUCAGACCGACUGCAGGACCCCUGGCACUGACCGCCCAGGACUUCCGUGCCAAGGAAGAGAGAGAGCACCUCCUGAAAGAGGAUCUAAAUGGAGGAUCUCCGAAGGCAGAGCUGUCUCCAUGGAACAAGCUCAUCAACAUGUACAAGCAGAGACGGAAGCUUCCUGUUCCUAAGGAACACCCAGUGCAGCUGGAAAUGGAAGAGGGAGCCACUCUGAAUCUAACUGUUUAUGAAUUUGCAACACCCGAGCCUCAUCUCAUCUCUUCAGAAUCCUCUGGUACUGCCCUGAUCUAUAGGUUUCCCGAUGACAGAGCUGGGGAAACUGUUGGCCACUUUGGGAGAGCCCAGGGAGACCUGAGGACCAAUGGACUGGAAGCUCCUGAAGCAGACUGAGAACCUGCUCCUAGAAGAGAUGGGACAGUGGCCCCAAGAACAAGCUUAUGUUUUGAUCACGGUGAGUCUGCAAGCCCCCUUCAUCUAGCAGAUGAAGAUGAAGAAAGAAGAUUGAGACCGGUUCUUUGGUCCCCACCAAGCUGGUGUCUGGGACAAAGCCUGUUAGCUGCAAGCUUGUUCCUGUUCCCUCUUUCAGUGUCUAUGCCUCCCCCCUUUGAAUGUUUAUCCCCUUGCCUAGGCUGGCAUUCACUGUAUUUUUAGAGUAAGUGUUUUACGUUGGUUGAUUGUUCUCAGUUCCCCCUAAGAUCACAGACUCCUCCCCCCUUAUUAAAUGGAGUUCUGUGUUGAAUUAA
Chelonia mydas (Green sea turtle) is the source of this 3250-nucleotide messenger RNA. Its product is annotated as circumsporozoite protein. The transcript is spliced from 12 exons. Lineage: Eukaryota; Metazoa; Chordata; Testudines; Cheloniidae. The record is from RefSeq and is a predicted model, not a curated record. The coding region runs from base 1455 to 2897 and encodes 480 amino acids.